CCGCCGCCCGCUGCGGGGAUGUGUGAUUGCCAUGGCGAGGCGGCUCUUCCCGGGGGCCUGGCUGAGAAAGCCCCACUCCGCGCAGGUACGUUUGUCGUACGUGCGUGUGAAGUAUCUCUUCAUCUCUUGGUUAGUAGUGUUUAUUGGCAGCUGGGUUAUGUAUGUUCAGUACUCCACCUACACAGAGCUAUGCAGAGGACAUGACUGUAGGAAAAUAAUAUGUGAUAAAUACAAGACUGGAGUUAUUGAUGGGUCAGCAUGUAGUAGUCUUUGUGCUAAAGAAACAUUGUAUUUUGGAAAAUGUUUGUCAACAAAGCCCAACAAUCAGAUGUACUUAGGAAUCUGGGGAAAUCUGCAAAGUGUUAUAAAAUGCCAGAUGGAGGAAGCAGCUCAACUUGACUUUGGUACUGACCCAGAACCAAGGAAGGAAGUAGUCCUAUUUGAUAAACCAACAAGAGGAACCACUGUUGAGAAAUUCAAAGAAAUGGUAUAUGGUCUUUUUAAAGCAAAAUUGGGUGAACAAGGAAAUCUUUCAGAACUGGUUAAUCUCAUCCUGUCUUUUGCUGAUGGAAACAAAGAUGGCAGAGUCUCUUUGCCAGAGGCGAAAUCUGCAUGGGCACUUCUGCAGCUAGAGGAGUUUCUGUUAAUGGUGAUCCUCCAGGAUAAAGAACAUACUCCCAAGUUGAUGGGUUUUUGCGGGGAUCUCUAUGUGACGGAAAGAGUUGAAUAUACCUCUCUCUAUGGAAUCAGCCUUCCAUGGAUUAUAGAACUUUUCAUUCCCUCUGGCUUCAGAAGAAGCAUGGACCAGUGGUUCACUCCAUCAUGGCCAAGAAAGGCAAAAAUAGCUAUAGGGCUUUUAGAAUUUGUGGAAGAUAUUUUUCAUGGACCUUAUGGAAACUUUCUUAUGUGUGAUACAAGUGCCAAAAACUUGGGAUAUAACGAUAAAUAUGAUUUGAAAAUGAUGGACAUGAGAAAAAUUGUGCCAGAAAUGAAUUUGAAGGAAAUAAUUAAAGAUCGUCAGUGUGACUCAGAUUUGGACUGCAUUUAUGGCACAGACUGUAGAACACUAUGUGACCAAAGCAAAAUGAGAUGUACCACAGAAGUAAUUCAGCCAAACUUGGCAAAAGCCUGUCAGCUACUUAAAGACUAUCUGCUUCGUGGUGCUCCUUCUGAUAUCCAUGAAGAAUUAGAAAAACAACUGUACUUAUGUAUUGCCCUUAAAGUCACAGCAAAUCAGAUGGAAAUGGAGCAUUCUUUAAUACUCAAUAACUUAAAAACUUUACUGUGGAAGAAAAUUUCUCAUACAAAUGAUUCUUAGCUUCUUCACCAGCAAAGGGAGUAUUGAUGCCUGCCAUUAGAGGUGGUCUGCCACAUUUGAUAAAAACAAUCUGCACCUUUUUUAAAAGAUAUUUCUUUACUCAGAUUUUAUUAAUGGUUCUUUCACUCUUGCCCUUCAGUAAGUACCUUAUGACAGGGCUUCUCAAAGAAUGAACAUGCCACUGAAUGAUGGGGCAGAGGCCAGAAGUACUUCUGGUGUUCAGUGCUGUGUUAUGGAAACAAAAACUCUGCAUGCUUGACCGUUCUGUGCACUUUGUCAGAUCUUGAACAGGAUGAAAGUACUCAGUGUGCCACCACAUCAAGAGAUGGAACAUCUUACAAUUCUGUGAAAAUCACUGCUCACUUGUGAAAUACCUGCAAAGGAUUUUUAUCCCGAGUAGUUUUCUGAAGAAUCACCACUACUGCAAAUAAUGUGUUCAAGUCCAAGCUGCUGUUAUGAAUAAACUGAAUCGUGAGAUUGAA
This is a messenger RNA of Lepidothrix coronata (blue-crowned manakin), 1800 nucleotides long. RefSeq names its product family with sequence similarity 69 member A (gene DIPK1A). The record is from RefSeq and is a predicted model, not a curated record. Lineage: Eukaryota; Metazoa; Chordata; Aves; Passeriformes; Pipridae. Bases 32 to 1318 code for a protein of 428 amino acids. The transcript has 5 exons.